Messenger RNA from Exaiptasia diaphana, 4549 nucleotides. RefSeq lists its product as uncharacterized. The record is from RefSeq and is a predicted model, not a curated record. Gene Ontology annotation, cellular component: nucleus. Bases 137 to 3805 code for a protein of 1222 amino acids. Gene Ontology annotation, biological process: male meiotic nuclear division; synaptonemal complex assembly; regulation of double-strand break repair via homologous recombination. The transcript has 10 exons. NCBI's taxonomy places the organism in Eukaryota, Metazoa, Cnidaria, Anthozoa, Actiniaria, Aiptasiidae.
UCGAUGUUUUCAUUCAUUCGUACUGGAGUCUUGUUGUCAGUUUUAGUUGGCUGUUAAUCGUACAUUAGUCCCCAUUUCAUUACAGCAAACACUAUGGAUCUCCAAUAGUCUACUUUAACUUAUAAAUCGUGAGAUCAUGAAAAAAAUCAAGUACACUAUCCCAAGGAAAACAAGGCUCUUGAGUGAAGAUUGCCAGGAAGAAAUCACCCUUAAUUCCAGGGAAGGCAAAGAUCUUAUCAACUCCAUCAACAACUUGACAUGGGAGGCAGGAGAACUAGACCGCAGUUUCACCAUAUCAAAAAUCUGCAAAGUAGACAAUCCCACUCUAGAGAGAGAAUUUCAAGCCAAAAGAGCCGAGAUGAAAGAUGAAGGCCGUACACCUAAAGAGCUCACAGAAACUCUUGCUUUUAAAACAGAGUUAUUGAGUGGAAAAGUCAAAGAGUAUUGCAAAAAGGGUCUGACUUGCCCAGGUGCCAAUGAUAUUCUUGGUGAUAGUAGCAUGGGUGUGUCAUUGUGGAGGUGUCCAGAUUUAUGUUUGAAGAGUAUGUCUUGUUGGCAUAGUACAUGGACAGUAUUCUUAGUGAUCUUUAGGGUUGUAAAAGGCAAGGUCAAGUGUGUGACAAGCAAGAAAAGUGAUGAGUCACAAUCAAUGGAACCCACGCCUAAUUAUGACUGUCAUGUAUCAAAAAAUAUCCCAAACACGUCAACAAUAGAUACUGCUUCACUUUUGACAAAAACUCAGUAUUACCUGUAUGAGUACAACGACGAAGGGUUUACAGUAAAGAGACCAAGGCAGUGUUUACCUUACGCUAUUGUCCAUAUCAAGAAAGCUGCUCAACCACUACUUCUUCCAGAAAUAAAGCAAUCGUCUAUAAUUAGUAUAGAGACUACCAUCCAAGAACUUACUGUCAAGGAAACUGCAUGCACUGCUACUAACAAAGCACCUACUAAUGAAUCAACUACAAUGAAACAGCUAGUACUAGAUGACAGCARUAGUCAAAUGGCCUGGCGUGGCCUUAUUGCAACAAACAACCAUAGUCUAGGAGUUGUUGCAAUUCAUUCAGGGCAUAAAAUUGGUUUGAAAAUGUGGAAGUCUUUUCUUGAUGUGAAAAGUAGAAUACCUCUGGACAAUUUACUUAAAGUUAUACCAGGUGAUAUCAGAACUGCGUGGACAAAUCCAUUAAUAUACCGUGACUACACAUUCAGUUUGUGUACUCUCAAGCCAUGUGGUYCGCCAGACAGUUAUAACAACUUUAUCAAGACACUUUCUAUGAAAGAUUAUUCGGCAGCCGUCGUCACUGUAAACAGUUCAACGAUUUUAUUCCUUGUUCCUUCAUGCAAAUUAACCGUUGAGCUAGGAUUUUCAGCUAAUACGGAGCCACUGCGAAUGUUCUGUAUUGUGAGAAGACGAAGACAGUCGCAAUGUCCGAGUGUAGAAGUGAGGCUGAACGCUGAAGUAGCUAAGCCAUCUGUUGUUGUGCCAGAAAACUUGAAUAUCAAUACUAAAAUUGAAGUGCCUUACCCUUUACAACACGUAAACAGUCCACUGCGAAAACGAGUCACCGUUUGUCGGAGAUCAAAGUCURUAGACUCUGCCGUCGCAACUUCAGGCGUUUUUCCACCCAAAAAUACCCGACUUAAACGACAGCUUUCGACCAGUACUGAAGUACGGUCUGUUGCUGCUACGCAAAAAGACAAGGAGGAUUGUGAUGACUUGAAAAUAAUGYUUCCAGAUUCUAGAGGUGGCUCUGAUAAUCCAAUUUCUAUAUCUAGUGCAAUACCUAGCAAAAUGGAGAGAAGCUUAUCCGGGAAGAAAUCCAUUUCACGUAGUUCUGAUGCWGCAGAAAUGUCUUCAUCCAUCGAUGAAGUGGUUGUUAUAGAUUCGGCAGGUUUGCAACGUGAAACUAAAUCAUCUCCUCAUGAAACAUCACCGUCUGCUUUAUCCAGCCUUUUCCAAGUCAUGAGGUCUAAAAGUAUCCCCUUCCUCGAAGAGACUCAUUUAGAUCACUUGAUGCAAAUUGAACAACAGGAACAGAACAGAGYAUCUUUCACACCGACGUUGGAAAGUCGCUUAACUGAUGAAAAUGAGCCAACCAACGAAUCUCUUGAUCGAGAUAUACGCCAUUCAAAGUCUUACGAGAGCCAUCGAAGAAAGUUGGUGCCUUGCAGUAAGAAGGAAAGUUAUACAAAGAUUCAAUGUAAACCUGAUAUCCAAGUGACUCAGACGGAUAGUGGACRGACGAAAAAUCGAUGCUCUGAUGAUAUUGCAAAAUCUGAAUUUAAUGAACAGGACUUUAAUCAAACACGUGACCUAAAUGCCCCGCCAAUCCCAAGGGAAGACACCCUAUUAUGUGAUCCWAGCACUCCACUUUUCUUGAAACGUCGACCCAGUCUGUUCGAGCGAGUAAAUGAAAUCAAGAAACUGUAUCGACUCUGUGUAGAUGAGGAGGACAUGGACGACCCYCCUGUCACAUGCAACUCUAGUCAAAUAGUCAGUAGUCCUGAAGAUACUGAAAGUGAGACGUCGAGAAACUGGUCCAGCGGACUACAAGUUGUGGAGGCAACGCUAAUAGAGCUUGACUUCAUGAAAAUUGACGAAGAAAUUGAAAAUUAUGACAUGGAAAACGCCUUUGAAUAUUUAGAUAUCGAUGGUGUAAGGGAAACACCUGAGUACCAAGAGGUGACGUUGUGGUGUAGUACAGAUCWGGUUAGUACUUCAUUCGAUAUCAUUMCAAAAGAGGCUUCGUCACCGGAUUCCCUGCUAAAACCUACAAGAGACCGCCUUCAUUUGGAAAGUUCUAGCUCAAAUAAUGGACAAGAACCGAACAAUUUCUUUACAGAUUCAAGGAAUCCCUUGCAUGAAAAUUUACAGGUCAGCAAGCAAACUUGCCUUGAUAAAGAGAUCUCGCUUAAUUGUAUGAACAGCUCUCCAAAGGCAGCUACUGUAAAGAMUGUAACUGAAAAMGYGGAAAAUGAUGAGGACUCUCGGCAUAGAAGGAGUGAGUUAUCAACUGUAAACUCAUUAGGCAUUGAGUCAGAUAACCGUUCCAUUUGUGCGCAGCAAAGUAUAGUUGAAGCAAUGGAUCUGCACGUCGUCGAUGAGUGUGUUAAACAGUCAGAUAUUUCUACUGCUAAUUUACAGAACACUAACGAGGGUUUUAAUGCGGUUGAAAGAUUACUGGCCGAUGUUGAUAGCCAAAUGGUCAAUGGCAGUACAACAUCAACCAAAGCGGUUAUUGUUGCAGCGAUAAAUACGGAUAUCCGUACUGGGAAUGAUGUUGAUAACACUUCGUCCAAGUCAGCUUCUAUAUUGGAUGGUAAUGACCCUGUGACCAAUAUAUCUAGCAUUACAAGUAACUGUGAAGUAAAUACGAGUAUGAUUGAACUCCGUGCAUCGCUUAAAAGCGCAGAGGUCCAGAGGGUCACUUUUCCUACGAAAAAACUAGAAGAAAAAGAAAAUAAAUCCAACAAUCGAGGUGAUACUGUUUUAGCGGCGUCGAAGAGACCACACCCACCGCCUAUAAGCUACAGCUAUAAAGGUGCCUUACAUCACACUUAUCACCCUCCUCCUGUGAAGAUAAGACGACUUAUUGAUGACAAUCCUCGACCAUAUUUACAUAGAUUUGAAUGCCGUCCGCCUCCCCCUUUGAUGCACCCUCCUUUUCCAUUUCCUUACAGACCAUGUUCUGCUGCUCGUUACUUCAAGCUGGAAGUUCACCCAUAUGCUCGGGCGUUUAGUCCACAUUAUAGACAGCCAUUACUGCCACAAYAUAGAUGCUAUGGCGAUAGCGAGCAUAGACUUUGAAGAUGCUUUCGCGUCGGUCCCUGUGUGAUUCCACUACCGAGAAAAACUGGGAGCGAUGAUGGAAACAUUCGUAUUGAGAUGUUACUGUUUAUGAAUAACUAGGUGCAAUUUUACAGUAGGAUUCCCCGGAUUGUCUUUUUCUAAACCAAAGACUUUUUCAAAUAUGCGUUGAACGCCGUAAUGUGAAAAUUAUAUGUGUUAAAGUUAAAACCGCUGUAUCGUGACGUAGAAUUUUUGAAGGUAGUUUUCUAGAUUUGUUUGUUUUUUGUUUGCUUUUGUUUUUCAUCGAUGUAGUAUAGUAGUGUAGUAUACAACAACAACAUUGAAUARCAACAACAAUUCUUAAAAAAACUUAAAUAUUUAUAUACAAAASUCUUAUUAUGAUUAGACUUAAUGAUUAGAGGUAUUAAUGUAGGUCAAAUAUUCGAAUGAUUGAUCGAAACAAAUUCCAAAAUCCUAAGGAGCUUCAAAACUUUGGAGUCGCGAUACAAGCUGUUUCAAUCAUCGUCAGCGACUAUUUGCCUUGAGAGUUUGUACAUAUUUUAUAACGUGUAUAUGUUCCUAGUUUGUUGGACGUUUUAUCACUCAGUGACCAGGAAAAAAAAUGUCCUACCAAAAAAAAAGAACUAUUAUAAAUAUUCAUAAUGCCAUUUAUUUAUAUUUACAAGGCAUUUCAGAGUGUAUCUUGUAAUUUAAAGAUCCUAUUGAAUUUUUCGCAAUAAAGGUCAACCUCUUUUACCUAUA